AUGGCGGGCCUGGGAGCGCUGGAACCGGGCACCGGCACCGGCACCGUCCCGGCCACCAAGGUGGAGCUCACGGUGUCCUGCAGGCAGCUCCUGGACAAGGACACCUUCUCCAAGUCCGACCCGCUCUGCGUCCUCUACACCCAGGGCCUCGACACCAAGCAGUGGCGGGAGUUCGGCCGCACCGAGGUCAUCGACAACUCGCUGAACCCCGACUUCGUGCGCAAGUUCGUGCUCGACUACUUCUUCGAGGAGAAGCAGAACUUGCGCUUCGACCUGUACGAUGUGGACUCCAAAAGCCCCGACCUCUCCAAGCAUGACUUCCUGGGCCAGGCCUUCUGCACCCUCGGUGAGAUCGUGGGCUCGGCCGGCAGCCGCCUGGAGAAGCCGCUGACGAUGGGGACGGUCACCGCGCACCCCCGCGGCAAGAAGCCAGCUCCGGCCCUCUCCAACGGGGGCAUCCCCGGGAAGAAGUGCGGCACCAUCAUCCUCCUCGCCGAGGAGCUGGGCAACUGCAGGGACGUGGCCACGCUGCAGUUCUGCGCCAACAAGCUGGACAAGAAGGAUUUCUUCGGCAAGUCCGACCCCUUCAUGGUCUUCUACCGGAGCAACGAGGACGGGACCUUCACCAUCUGCCACAAGACGGAGGUGGUGAGGAACACGCUGAACCCGGUCUGGCCGGCCUUCGCCAUCCCCGUGCGCGCCCUCUGCAACGGCGACUACGACCGGGCCAUCAAGGUGGAGGUGUACGACUGGGACCGUGACGGCAGCCACGACUUCAUCGGCGAGUUCACCACCAGCUACCGGGAGCUGGCGCGGGGGCAGAGCCAGUUCAACGUCUACGAGGUGGUGAACCCGCGGAAGAAGAUGAAGAAGAAGAAGUACCUGAACUCGGGGACGGUGACGCUGCUGUCCUUCGCCGUGGAGUCCGACCACACCUUCCUGGACUACAUCAGGGGCGGGACCCAAAUCAACUUCACGGUGGCCAUCGACUUCACCGCGUCCAACGGCAACCCCUCGCAGUCCACCUCGCUGCACUACCUGAGCCCCUACCAGCUCAACGCCUACACCAUGGCGCUCAAGGCCGUGGGCGAGAUCAUCCAGGACUACGACAGUGACAAGAUGUUCCCGGCGCUCGGCUUCGGCGCCAAGAUCCCGCCGGACGGGCGCGUGUCCCACGAGUUCCCGCUGAACGGCGAUGCAGCCAACCCCUCGUGCAGCGGCAUCGAGGGCAUCCUGGAGGCCUAUCACCGGAGCCUGCGCAGCGUCCAGCUCUACGGCCCCACCAACUUCGCCCCCGUGGUCAACCACGUGGCCCGCUCGGCCGCGGCGGUGCCCGACGGCUCCCAGUACUUCGUGCUCCUCAUCAUCACCGACGGCGUCAUCUCGGACAUGGCGCAGACCAAGGAGGCCAUCGUCAACGCUGCCAAGCUCCCGAUGUCCAUCAUCAUCGUGGGGGUCGGACAGGCCGAGUUCGAUGCCAUGGUGGAGCUGGACGGGGACGACAUCCGCAUCUCCUCCCGCGGGAAGGUGGCCGAGCGCGACAUCGUGCAGUUUGUCCCCUUCCGCGACUACAUCGACCGCACGGGGAACCAGGUGCUGAGCAUGGCGCGCCUGGCCAAGGACGUGCUGGCCGAGAUCCCCGACCAGUUCAUCUCCUACAUGAAGGCGCGCGGCAUCAAGCCCCAGCCCGCGCCCCCCAGCCCCGACCCCCCCGGCCCCCCGCCGCCGCCCCCCCAGCCCUGA
Molecule: messenger RNA, 1743 nt
Organism: Cygnus atratus (black swan)
Lineage: Eukaryota; Metazoa; Chordata; Aves; Anseriformes; Anatidae
Gene: CPNE5
Product: copine 5
Exons: 21
Coding region: 1-1743 (580 amino acids)
Biological process (GO): cellular response to calcium ion
Cellular component (GO): plasma membrane
Molecular function (GO): calcium-dependent phospholipid binding
Source: RefSeq, a predicted model, not a curated record